GGUGCUGGCGGAAAUAACGAGAAUGAUGUACUGGACACGUUGAUUCGUGGGGUGGUAGGUAAAGGCGAGGGGAACUCUCUCUUAUGGUGGCAGGAAGAUGUGCUGGAAAUGGAGAAGAUGUGGCUGAGGGCAACUUCGACAGUGGUGGAAGGGAGACCACGUCCUUUGAAAGAAAGAGGUCACCUCAGAUGUUCUGGAAUGGAAAACCUCAUCCUGAGAACAGAUGUGCUGAAGGCGGAGGAAUUGAGAGAAGGAAGCACCAUUUUUUACAAUUGCCAAAGUGGGAAAGAGGAAUAGGCAAGAUAGCCGUGAGAGUCAGUAGGUUUGUAAAAGAAGUCUAACCAGAGGUGGAGACAGAGACAGAGAUGGAAAGCAAUAUGAGCGGUGGACCAAGUAAAUUUGAGGGCAGGGUGGAAGUUGAUGAAAUAGGCGGGCUCAGCAUGGGGUGUAGGAAGCAGCACUGACGAAAACCUACGAAAAUACAGGCCCUUGGCUACGCAUCUAAUUUGGAGAAAAUGGGAAGCGCCGAAAGAGAAAUGGUUGAAUGUGAAGGAGGAGGGGAGCUGUAAUGGUGGAUGAAGACUAUAGGUAGGGAGUGGACGUUGUAGGGCGUCGCGCACACGUUGUCAUGCACACGCCUGCAGGCGGGGGCGCUCCCACGGAUGGCAGCAGCCGAGCCGAGCCGAUCCCCCCCGGAGAGGAGCAGCCGCUCGAGCCCGGCGCCGGUUAACGGGCCGUUUGUCAUCACGGAGGCCGCCGACCGGGCCGAUCUCUGAGGGCUGUCGGCGGACGCAGCUUCAGCUGCCGGGGCCGCAGAACGACGACAUGAGGAUCUGGAGCUCGGAGCAUUUGUUCAGCCAUCCAUGGGAGACGGUCAUCAAAGCUGCAAUGCGAAAAUAUCCUAACCCCAUGAACCCCAAUGUAGUUGGAGUGGAUGUGCUGGAGAGAAACCUUGAUACUCGAGGGAGACUGCAUAGCCAACGCCUGCUUUGUACAGAAUGGGGAAUCCCCAGCAUUGUUAUGACUAUUCUGGGUACAAACAGGACCACAACAUACAUUAAAGAACAUUCUGUUGUUGAUCCAGUUGAACGAACUAUGGAACUUUGUUCUUCUAAUAUAACUCUUACAAAUUUAGUGUCAGUAGAUGAAAGAUUGAUCUAUCGACCUCAUCCUGAGAAUCCAGAAAAGACCAUUUUGACCCAAGAAGCUAUUAUUACUGUAAAAGGAGUUAUUCUAAGUAGCUAUUUGGAAGGAUUAAUGGCCAACACCAUUUCUGCUAAUGCAGGAAAGGGCUGCAAAGCUAUAGAGUGGGUAAUAAACAAGACAAAUGAGACUGAAGAACUAUCAGCAUCCGUCCGAGAGAAUAUAAAGUCAGCAACAACUGUAGCAGCUGCUGAAGAUUGAUGACCCCUGGUUGUGCCACACCUCUGACUUCUAUUCAGGAAAUUCACAUAGUAAUGUGUUCCGUGUUAUUUUAAAAUGUGAUGCCUUUUUAUUUGGAAAGACAUUAUAAGCUGCAAAAUUGACUUUGGAUGUAUCAAACAUUCAAGUCAUUAAAAUAAACAGCCAGCAGCCAAGCCUGUGAACGUGGGAUACCAAGAUUCAAAUUAUUUAUAGUAAGUUUUUGUUUUAUAGUGUCCUUUGUUUGACCAACAUCCAGUCAAUAACAGUUUACAAAGUGGCGUCUUUUGGUAGGUGUGUAUGUGUUUUUUUUUAAAGUAAUCUUAUCCUUGAAAUGCAACCAGAGGCAUGGACAAGCAUAUACACUUAAAGAAGUGUGCUGUUUGGCACCUAUUGCAUUGCACUGGAUUAAUACUUGACUGUGUAGUGGCUAGUGUUGAUGCCUUACAGCAGUGAGUUAACAAAAUGCUUAUGUUUCAGAAUGAUGAUACAAUCUCAUAAGUAAAAUUUAUUUUUAUCAUGAAGUUGGAAUUUGGUUGUUUAUCAUUAGUGGCAGAUAUUUGGAGGUUGGCCAGUUAGAAUUGCAUAGGCAUUCUACCAAUGUCUUGGUCCUAAACUAUAAAGAAAUAUGAAUUUGAAGUCAGCCUAGGUAUAUUGGCUGAACAAAAGUAUACUGACCAGUAAUUCAAUCACUUCAGCACAGCACUGUUACCAUGAAGAUGUAACACUAUUUUGUGAAAGGCAUGCAUGUCAUAGUUCCGGAUAUAUUUCUAUCAAAGCAGAACUAUUUACAAUUUUUGGGCAAAAGGAUUGCCAUACCAAUCAGCUUUAGGUAAAUUCUAGCUUGACAUUUGGACUAUUUUGCAUAAUUGUUUCUCAAAUAAUUUCAUUUUGUUCCAAUACAAUUAUUUAAAAAACAUUUAACAGAGGUUAGAAUGUUUUCUGAAUAUUUAUGUAUUUAAAUCCUGAUUUGUGCUUAAAAUACAGGAUAUUUUCUCUGAAAUACUUUGUGUUUUUUUCCAACAUUGUCAUGUAUUUAAAAAACUGAAAAUUCUUUAGAAUAGCAAGUUAAGGCAUAUUUUGGAGAAGUUAACUGAAAUUGAUUGUACUGUACCCAUGCAACCUGCAGCUGAUAAUUCUUGUGUAACUUAUAGCAUUAAAUCCACAUGUAUUCUGCUGGUCCUGAACAUGUGGAUCAGUGGAGAACAACUCA
This is a messenger RNA of Hypanus sabinus (Atlantic stingray), 2614 nucleotides long. It is a transcript of the gene prelid3a, whose product is annotated as PRELI domain containing 3A. Gene Ontology annotation, cellular component: mitochondrial intermembrane space. The transcript is spliced from 6 exons. Gene Ontology annotation, molecular function: phosphatidic acid transfer activity. Lineage: Eukaryota; Metazoa; Chordata; Chondrichthyes; Myliobatiformes; Dasyatidae. The coding region runs from base 826 to 1404 and encodes 192 amino acids. Gene Ontology annotation, biological process: phospholipid transport. The record is from RefSeq and is a predicted model, not a curated record.